CCACCAUAAGUCAGAGUUGAGCACUUCUCUGGUAAAAUAAAUAAAUAAGUAAAUAAUAUUAAUACAUUUAAAAAAAAAAGAAGAAGUUAGAUUAUAGUUUGAAGAGGAAAUUCCCCUGAAAAGAAAUCCUCUUUGAGUUAAGUAGCUGUCGGACUGGGAGUGUAUUCUAGAUAGGUACCCUGAGGGUAAUCAUCUCUGAUGAAACUCUUCAAGGAAUGCCAUGCCCUUUUGGGUUUUUGUGAAAAAUUCAAGGGGACUAAAUUAAGAUCAGAAAGCUGAUAGAGAGGUGGCAGAGGAAACAAACAAACAAACAAAAAAAGGUGGUUCCAGAAUUAAAGCCAAGGGCAAGAGUCCAUAAUACUCCAUGAGGGUAUAUUAAUCCUUAGUAAAGCAUGGUUAGUGGCAGCAAAAGAGGAAAGUGAAAAAAAAAGGUGUUCUCUCCAGACAGAUGGAUACGGUAAAGGCCACUUAACCUUUAAGCCUGCUUUCAACAUACCCACACCAUGGCACCUUAUGUUACCAGGUCAAAAAGUUCAACAACUGCAGCUACUUCGGUCAUUUUGAUAAUCAGUGGAGAAUGCAAGAUUGACACACGGAAGUGCCUCAGUAACCUGGGAAGAUGUAACUGUGACCUUCACUCAGGAGGAGUGGGCUUUACUAAUUCCUUCACAGAAGAAACUCUACAGAGAUGUGAUGUGGGAAACCUUUAGGAACCUAGUCUCAACAAGGAAAUUACCAGAGGAUCACUACAUCAAAAAACAGUAUAGCCACUGGGAGAAUAAGCAAAGAAAUUUAGUUGAGAAAACCCCUGAAGGUACAGAAGGAUGUGAAUAUGAAGGAAACUGUCAUGAAUUCCAUCUUCAAAGACAAGAAAGGACUCACAAUGGAGAAAAACCCUAUGAAUGUAAACAGUGUAGGAAGACAUUCGGUUGUUGCAGCUACCUUCUCAUUCAUGAAAGAACUCACAGUGGAGAGAAACCGUAUGAAUGUAGACACUGUAGUAAAACAUUCCGUACGUCCAGUAAUCUCCGGACACAUGAAAGAACACACAGUGGAGAGAAACCCUACGAAUGUAGACAAUGUAGUAAAUCAUUCAGUACAUCUACUUAUCUCCGAAUACAUGAAAGAAUUCACAGCGGAGAGAGACCCUAUGUAUGCAAACAGUGUAAUAAGACAUUUAGUACAUCCAGUUAUCUUCGAACACAUGAAAGAACUCACAGCGGAAAGAGGCCCUAUGAAUGUAAACAGUGUAGGAAAACAUUCAGUCAAUCCAGUUCUCUUCAGACACAUAAACGAACUCACAAUGGAGAGAAACCCUACAAAUGUAAACAUUGCGGUAAAACAUUCGGUUAUCUCAGUUCUCUUCAGAUGCAUAUAACAACGCACAGUGGGGAGAAACCCUAUGAUUGUAAACAAUGCGGGAAAGCCUUCAGUUCUUCCAGUCAUCUUCAGAAGCAUGGGAAAACUCACAUUGGGCAGAAGCCCUAUGAAUGCAAACAAUGCGGCAAAACGUUCAGUACAUCCAGUCAUCUUCGGACACAUGAAAGAACACACAGCGGAGAGAAGCCCUAUGAAUGUAAACAGUGUGGGAAAGCAUUCAGUUCUUCCAGUUAUCUUCAGGUCCAUGAAAGGACUCACAGUGGAGAGAAACCAUUUGAAUGUAGACAAUGUAGUAAAUCAUUUAACACAUCCAGUUCUCUCAGAACACAUGAAAGGAUGCACAGUGGAGAGAGACCCUAUGAAUGUAAACAAUGUAGUAAAACUUUCAGCACAUCCGGUCACCUUCGAACACAUGAAAGAACUCACAGUGGAGUGAGGCCCUACGAAUGUAAGCAAUGUAAGAAAGCAUUCAGUCGGUCCAGUCAUCUACAGAUCCAUGAGAGAACUCACAGUGGAGAGAAACCUUAUGAAUGUAAACAAUGCAGUAAAACAUUCAGCUGUUUCAGUUCUCUUCAGAUGCAUGAAAGAACUCACAGUGGAGAGAAACCUUAUAAAUGUAAACUGUGCAGUAAAGAAUUCAGUCAAUCCAGUAAUCUUCGGAAACAUGAGAGAAAGCACAGUGGAGAGGAACCCUAUGACUAUAAACAAUACAGUAAAAUGCUCAGUACAUCCAGUCACCUUUGGACAUUGGAGCUAACACACAGUGAAGAGAAAGCCUAUCAGUGUAAACAAUGUAGUAAGAUGUUCAGUACGUCCAGUCAGCUUUGGACACAUGAAAAAACUCACAAUAAAGAUAAAUGAUGUGGA
This is a messenger RNA of Erinaceus europaeus (western European hedgehog), 2247 nucleotides long. Its product is annotated as zinc finger protein 14-like. The coding region runs from base 694 to 2241 and encodes 515 amino acids. Gene Ontology annotation, cellular component: nucleus. Gene Ontology annotation, molecular function: RNA polymerase II transcription regulatory region sequence-specific DNA binding; DNA-binding transcription factor activity, RNA polymerase II-specific. The record is from RefSeq and is a predicted model, not a curated record. Lineage: Eukaryota; Metazoa; Chordata; Mammalia; Eulipotyphla; Erinaceidae. The transcript has 4 exons. Gene Ontology annotation, biological process: regulation of transcription by RNA polymerase II.